Molecule: messenger RNA, 1992 nt
Organism: Auxenochlorella protothecoides
Lineage: Eukaryota; Viridiplantae; Chlorophyta; Trebouxiophyceae; Chlorellales; Chlorellaceae
Product: AP-4 complex subunit epsilon
Exons: 7
Coding region: 1-1992 (663 amino acids)
Biological process (GO): intracellular protein transport; receptor-mediated endocytosis
Cellular component (GO): membrane coat; AP-4 adaptor complex
Molecular function (GO): cargo adaptor activity
Source: RefSeq, a predicted model, not a curated record
AUGAGCGCCCUGUCGUCCACCCUGUCCACCCUGGCCAAGCGCUCCCUGCCCGUGACCAGCGAGUUCAAUGAGCUGGUCCGGGGCAUUGGUGAGAGCAAGAGCAAGGGUGAGGAGGAUGCCAUCGUGCAGCGCAUGGUGGAGCUGUGCCGGUCCAAGAUCAAGAGCGGGCGCCGGGACCUCCGGGCCUCCAAGGACUUCCUCAUUUACCUCAUCUACAUCGACAUGCUGGGCCACGACACCCGGUGGGGCCAUGCCACCGUCAUCCAGCUUUGCAGCGAGAAGCACCUGGUCGUGAAGAAGGCCGCCUACCUGGCGGCGUCCCUGCUCCUCCCCCCCGGCUCAGAGCUGGGCCUGAUGCUGACGGCCACCAUCCUGGCCGACCUCGCCUCCGACAACUGGCUGGUGGUGGCCACCGCGCUGCAGGCCGCCUGCCGCGGCGCCACGCCGGAGCUGGUCACAGCCUUCCUGCCCUCCGUCACCGCUCUGCUCGCCCACCCGGCCCCCGGCGUGGCGCGCAAGGCGCUGCUGGCCCUGCACCGCUUCCUCCAGCUGGACCCCGGCGCGGGGGCCGACUUGGAGCGCACGCUGGUGGAGCGCCUGGGACACCGCGAGCCGGCGCUGAUGGCCGCCGCGCUGGCAGGCCUGGGCCAGCUCAUCCGCGCCGAACCGGGGCAGUACGGCGCGCUGGCGCCCUACCUCACCGCCAUCCUCAAGCAGGCUUACGAGGGGAAGCUGGGCCGCGCGUUCGAGCUGCACCGCGCCCCUGCGCCCUUCUUGCAGAUGGAGCUGCUGCGCCUGCUUCGCGCGCUGGGCGAGGCCUCGCCCUCCGUCUCCGGCGACGUGCGCGCGGUGGUGGGCGAGGCGCAGCGCCGCGCCGAGGCGCUGGCCUCGCCGCUGGGCCGCGCGCCCAACGCGCGGUUCGCGGGCGUGGACGCGCUGGCGCGCCUCGUGCGCGUGGCGCCCGACCGCGUCGCCGCGGCGCAGCUGGGCGUGGUGGACUGCCUGCGCGGCGGGGACGAGACCCUGGUGCACGCCACGCUGGGCCUCCUCUUUGCCAUGGCCGACGCGGGGAACGUGGGCGUGGUGGCGCGGGAGGGGACCGCCUUCCUGGACCGCGCCGCGCGCUCCGCGGACGCCGCGCUGCAGAUGCGGGCGGUGCAGAUACAGCGUCUGCUGGCGAGCGGAGCGGAAGUGCAGUGUGCCGCACUGCCCUACGACGCCGCGGCGGCCGAGGUGGAGGUGGACCCGAGCCUCCCUUUCCUGAACGCCUACGUUCAGGAGGCAGAGAGGGCUGGCGCGCCGCCCUACCUGAGCAAGGAGGACCGCGCCUCGCUGGGCCUCGGGCCGGCGCCCUCCCCGCCCUCCCUGGACCGCGCCUCGCUGGGCCUCGGGCCGGGGGGGCUGGACGGCCUGUACCACACGCUGCCUGCCGCCCAGCCGCAGGGCAGCCUCAAUUUUGCCGCGUACGAGCGCGCCGCGGCGCCGGCGUCGGGGCGUCCGGCCCAGGCUCCCGCCGCGCCUGCGCCCGACCUGUUGGGCGAUCUGCUGGGAGAGGACCCUGUCGACCUGGGAUCCCAGCAGCUAUCGGGCAACGGGCAUGCCAACGAGACAGACCUCUUCUUUGGGGGCGGGGCGGUGGGUCUGGAGAGCGUGUCGCACCAGCCAGAGCGUGAGCAGCAGCAGACCCCCCUCAAUGCCCCCAGCGACCCCUUUGCCAUGCUGGAGGGGCUGCAGACGAGCGGGCAGUCCGCCCCAGUGCAGGACUACGACCCGUUUGGCGGAGCCUUCCUCGGACCCACGCCCGUUGCAUCUGCGGCCGACGGCGCCCGACCGCCGCCGGGGCUGGCCUCCCCAUCGCCGGCCACCUCGUCGCCCAACUGGAACCUGGGGGGCGUGGGCAUGCGGGCGAUGGCGGGCGGUGCCAUGCAGAAAGCGCAGUCGCCCCCGCCUGCCAAGAAGGCUGCAGACCCCUUUGCCGAUCUGCUGGGGUAG